Maniola jurtina (meadow brown) is the source of this 2533-nucleotide messenger RNA. RefSeq names its product guanine nucleotide-binding protein-like 1 (gene Ns4). Lineage: Eukaryota; Metazoa; Arthropoda; Insecta; Lepidoptera; Nymphalidae. Gene Ontology annotation, molecular function: GTPase activity; GTP binding. The transcript is spliced from 12 exons. The coding region runs from base 150 to 1829 and encodes 559 amino acids. The record is from RefSeq and is a predicted model, not a curated record.
UGUUUUGAAAAAACAAGUGUUGAUUUCUGCUUUGUAGAUAUUUCCAGAAUUAAUAACAAUACCCCUAAGUUUAACUCUAAACUCAAGAGUGAAGAUUUUCUAUACUCCACUCCUGAUUAACUUCAUAAAAUCUACGAGAAAACCCCAAGAUGCCACAAGCUCGGCGCAAAACACCCUUCAGUGGAAAAGCUAAAAAACAGCAGCUCCAAGCCAAAAAGAAUAAAACAUUGAUCAUGAACACAUCGUCUGGAACUAACUCCUACGACGUGGUGUCAGUCAACUACCAACCGAAUCGUUCAAAGGGACGCGGGGAUGCCAACCGGUAUGCUCUCAAGUUCUACCGGGAGUCUGACGAAGAACUCCGGAUGAAGAAGGAAGAUGCAUUAAAGUCCUUAAAUCCAGUGUCAGAGAAAGAGAUGGAGAUAGACCCAACAGAUUUCUUCCCUAAGGAAAUAUCAUUCCCCAAGAGACCACCUUGGGACUUCAGUAUGACACCCGCACAGCUGGAUGCCCAGGAACAGAAAUAUUUCAGGGAAUACAUCCAAGCGCUCCAAGCCACGCCGCACUGGAAAGAAAUGUCAUAUUUCGAGCUGAACCUGGAAACAUGGCGGCAACUGUGGCGAGUGUUGGAAAUGUGUGACAUUCUGUUGCUUAUCGUAGAUGUUAGAUAUGCUGGCAUGAUGUUCCCACCCUCCCUCUACGAAUACGUAGUGAAUGAACAGAAGAAGAACAUGAUCCUCGUCCUUAACAAGAUAGAUUUGGUGCCGGCUUCGGUGGUGGCUGCGUGGAAGCAAUACCUGGUUAAUAGAUGUCCUGAGCUGCGUGUGGUGUACUUCACUUCCUGUCCAGGGUACAACCUGGCUGGUGCCACGAGCGACAAAGCUGGUCUCAAUGUGCGCCGGCGCAAGGGUCGACAGCGUAUGUGCGCAGAGGGCGCCACAAAAAUUCUAGAAGCUUGCAAAGACAUCGUCAGCGGGGAAGUGGACUUGUCUUCUUGGGAAAAGAAGAUAAAAGAAGAAACCAAUGUGGAGUUUGAAGAUGAUGAGACUGAAGUUGGUGAGACCAUUCUAGAAAAAUCAGACACAACAUUCUACACGCAUGAAAGAUACAAGAAUGGCAUACUUACAAUAGGAUGUGUAGGUCAACCGAAUGUUGGCAAAUCUUCACUCAUGAACGCCAUAAUGGGGAAGAAAGUCGUAUCUGUAUCAAAGACUCCUGGACACACUAAACACUUCCAGACUAUAUUCUUAACUCCAGAGGUGCGUCUGUGUGAUUGCCCGGGUCUGGUGUUCCCAUCCAAGGUGCCGCGUCCCAUACAAAUACUUAUGGGAUCGUACCCCAUAGCCCAACUGAGAGAGCCUUAUACCACCAUACGAUAUUUAGCAGAAAGGUUGGACUUGCCACGUUUGCUAAGGAUGGAUCAUCCAGAAAACGAUGACACGUGGUCUCCUAGAGAUAUAUGUGAUGGCUGGGCCAAGAAACGUGGCUACCUCACCGCCAAGGCAGCUAGGCUGGAUACAUACAGAGCAGCUAACAGCAUACUGAGGAUGGCGCUGGACGGAAAAAUAUGUCUUUGGUUGCGACCUCCCAACUUUACACAAGAAAGAGAGAAAUUCGAAACCUGUGAAGAAAUCAAAUACGUCAAAUGGGUGCAAGCUCUCACCAAGGAUGAAGACAUUCCAUCAUCAUCUAUUCCAUCAUCAGACACGGAUGAUAGGUCGGCCGAUGAUGACAGCUCGGCUGAUGAGAGUGAUAAUGAUGAAGAUGAUGAUAGUGAUGAUCGCACCGAGAUCGUGAACAAAUUCGCCGCAUUGGCUGGUGAUGAGUAGUUUUAUUUGGUGAUGAUCAAUUGGGUAUAUUCCUACUUUUGAAUCUGAUAAAUAUUAUUACUUUAUUAUAAACUAGGAUAGAAAUAAUGACGUACGCUGGAAAAAAUAUUAAAAUCCAACAAAGAUUUACAAAGUUACAGGCAUUUUAAUUUUGGAGUGGGAGGGUCUUCUAUCCCUUUCUCGCAAAACGAAAAUUUGUAUGAAACCGCACGAAGCUACUACGGCAUUAGUAAGGUGUGACGUCAAAAUUCUAUAUCGCUAUCUCUGUCUAAUGCUUAAAUGCUUAUAACUUAUUUGUUAUUUGAUCGAUUUAAUUAGUUUUUCAGUUUACGUCAUUAUUUUUAUCCUAGUUUAUAAUAAAGUAACAAAAAAAUUGGAGUAAAAUACCCAAUUUUAGUUUUCUUUUUUCGCAUUUCAAAUCUGGUUUAUGUAUUGACGAGACAUAAUUUCGUCGUCAUUUCAAGCAAUAGAGGUUCAAUUGCUAGGCAAGAGUCCAGUUUCCAUAGAACACGGUUCGCUUGAGGUCCCCCAUCGCGAUAGUGUGGGGUUUUCCAAUGCUGCGUUUUUCAGUGCAGGGUCGCCAUUAUAACAAUUUGGGACCCCCAACAUAGUAUCAGUACUUCUAUUGUAAUUUACGCUUAAUUUAAUGUUCCAAUGUUAACUAUUUAUCGUAAUUAUUAUUUUAAAAUAAAUGUUUACGCUUA